Messenger RNA from Papaver somniferum (opium poppy), 2918 nucleotides. RefSeq lists its product as uncharacterized. NCBI's taxonomy places the organism in Eukaryota, Viridiplantae, Streptophyta, Magnoliopsida, Ranunculales, Papaveraceae. Gene Ontology annotation, molecular function: 2-oxoglutarate-dependent dioxygenase activity. The transcript has 12 exons. The record is from RefSeq and is a predicted model, not a curated record. The coding region runs from base 101 to 613 and encodes 170 amino acids.
UUAAGGGAUGAGGAUCAAUCUCAAAAGGCAGACCUUGUCCUGAAUAUCCAAAACAAAACAAAACAAAACAAAACAAAAGAAGCGGAAAGUAAAAAGAAAUAUGGGCGGAAAUACAUAUCGUCUCUCGAUUGUUGAAUUCGACGAACUUCCAUCCCCGGCUCAUUUCUUCUCUCAUAUUGAAUCUAAAAGCAUUCCUGCGGUAUUUCAUAGUUGCGUUAAACAUUGGAAAUGUUUUUCCAAAUGGAACCCUUGUAAAGGUGGUCUCGACUAUUUACAGGAAAGAGCAGGGUCGUCUAUUGUGGAGGCUAUGUUGUCGACAACAGCACCUGUGUUUUACGGUGAUCUUAGAAGUCAUGAGCGGGUUCCGCUGCUGUUCUCUGUUUUCAUUUCAACUUGUAGAAAGCUAACAAGUUCUGAUAAUGGUUCUGGAGUGUCUGUUGAGCAAGAAGUUGUUGGAGUGACAGAGCCUACCUUAGAAGAAGAAACUUGUUUGCCUUCUACCAGUUCUCUUCAUCAAGUCUACUUAGCGCAGGUGCCAAUUGUAAAUUUGGAGAAUAAGGAGAAGUCUCAGUUGGAAAUUCUACGAGAAGACAUUCAAAUGCCAAACUUCUAAAGGCAAAAACAUUAACUUCUGUCAACUUGUGGAUGAACAAUGCAAAAUCAAGGUCUAGUACACAUUAUGAUCCAGACCAUAACCUACUAUGUGUGGUUGCUGGAUGCAAACAAGUUGUUCUGUAGCCGCCUUCUGCGGUUUCAUCAUUAUUUAUAUCCAAUGCCUAAAUACAGUGGGGCCUCAAAUCACAGAAAAGCCAGACUUGUCAACUCAUUCAAGAUUGCAGAACUCUAUGAUGUACUCCCAAAAAGUUACUCUGCAAGCGGGCGAUGCACUUUUCAUUCCUGAAGGCUGGUUGCACCAAGUGGAUAGUGACGAGGUCACUAUAGCUGUUAACAUCUGGUGGCGAUCUAGUAUUAUGACUAGUUUACCGGAACACAUGGAUGCAUGUUAUCUACGCAAUAUCUUAAGAAGGUCUUUGUUUUCCUUAAGUUAAUCAUCUUUUUUAUCACCUUCUGUUUUUGCUUGUUAGUAGUCUGUACUUGGAAGAUGGAACUUCCAUGAAUUGUUGCUUAACUGAUGACUGACUUCCCUUGUUUAUUUUCCAUUUUUCGAAUUGUUUUCCACAUCAAUAAUUCGUACAAAGAUACCAACAUGGAAAUGGUAAGCAGUAUCUUGCUUGUCCUGCAUUUACAUUUGGCUUUUCUCUAUGCAUGAUAUCGAAUUUUAGUACAGACGGCUUUGCUUUACUACAAACUCGAUGUGUUAAUAAUAUACAUGACAUAAAUUGCUCUUCCCACCAUUUGAGUCAUGAUAAAAUGUGGUUAGCCAUCACGUGCGACCAAAAUAUAUCGAUUUUUCCUUCCCUCAUUUAUCAACGACAUUUUACUAUGAGUAAUGUUUAUUGGAAUGACUGUAGAACAGGUUCAAAUGUGAUAUCAAACUUCAAUUAGUAUUGAGAAUUCCGGACAGGAGGAUUCUUCCAGGUUGACAAUGGACAAGGUCAGCGUGAGCGCGAUCUAGAAAAGAACUCUUACAGUGAGCAGUCGCAGGGACCAUAAAAAAUAAGAGGAUAACGAUACAGCAAAUGGACACAGUUUUUCCGCAAGCUCUUCAUCAACUUGUUUCUUUAGUUCAUGAUGGAGUGAACAUUGCUAGUCAAAGUGAACAACUGCAAUCAACACCAAUGGAAGAUGAAUGCAAGAAGGAUGUUCAUCCUAAUUCAUUUUGCGCGGAAGAAGAUCCAGUUGCUAAGGUCAUUUCGACUCUGGAGCCACUUCAACUUCAAAAUGUCUUGCUUGGCAUGGUGGUAGGUUUGACACUAAUACUGGUCCCAUCAAUUUCAAAUUUUCAUGAGCACUGGUCAUUCUAGCAUCUGGUGUUAUGUUUAUAGCCAGAUUCAAUCUGUUUGUAUGUCUACAACAGUGUAUCUAAUAGCUGUGGACACAAGAAAAAGCAGAUACACAGUGCAUGUUGGGAACACAAGUAGUGAAGCUAAAGCAAAAUUAUAUUUUGUCUGUAUUUUGGGUAUAUACCUUUGCGCUCGUAUUGUCUAUUUAGCACAGGUUCGGUUGUUUUUGAUUCUUCAUAAGACUGGGCACUCAAGUGAUUCAAAGUGCAGAUUGUGGUAUGAAAUGCAAACUAGUGUUGAGAGUUGACCCUUAUCUUCAUUCUUCUCUUCUAUUCCGAGAGGUUUGCGUUUCACUUCGAAUAAUUAUCAAUGUAUAUGCUAAACAUGGAAAGUUUCUAAUAAGUUAACCACUCAAAGAACUUUUUGUGCGAACUAAGUGCUUUACGAAAAUGUUUAGCUGAGGUUGACGGGCGAGUGUGUUAAUAAUCUUGCUGACUUGAAUAUCAACUGCCCUUCACUCCCUUAUCCCUGGGGAUUGGCAACUAAUAAGUUCUUUUCUUUUUUUCUCUUCCAGCAUAAUUUUCCAAGAAUGUUGGAGGCUCUAAUACUGCAAAUGCUUUCACCAGCGUCAGCAGAAGUACUGACGAGGAAGUUUGAUGAACUAGAUCAAUUGACGAGUCAAGAAACCGGGAUGAAUUCUACCUGGCUGUUUAUGGUGUUUUUGAUGAUCAUUUGCACUCCAGGCGUUCAAGAAUGUACUGGAUAAAUAUUUGGGAGUAAAUUUUGAUGGACAAAAAUUGUAAGUUGGGUGAGAUAUCUUAUCUAUCUGAAGUGGACUACACUACUUAGAUUUGUUUCUCACUUGUUUUAAAUUAUUUAGGAUGCAGAACAGUGUUAGGAAUCAAACGUCUUGUCUUUGUCUGUAGUGGUACCUGCAAUUUUAUCAAUCAGUUUUGUGAAAGCAUAAUCAUUUUCUGACUGAACGUAUCAAUAUAUUCUCCUUCCAUUCUCUGA